CUGCUUCGUGUGAUGAAAAAAUGGCGCCCCGGCUGCUGCCCCGUUCGCCCAUGCCUAAAACCGCCACUGUUCAUAACCUGCGAAGUACAGAUCAAGAAUAACCAGGUCAAACCUGGACCGGUUCCCAGAAUUUACCCACCUACAUUUCUAUGGGUCCUUUUUAUUUUUUGCAACAUUGUAAGCCGAUUGCAUCACUCCAGGAACUUUGCAGAAGUGUUUUAUUGGUGGCAUGAUCAGACAGAUAAGUGUCGCCGCGAAAGAAACUCAAGAGAGCUCAUUAAAGGAAGAAGACGGGGAGACCAUUUCUGCCUGUUCAAUGAGGAGACAGAGGAAGGACUGCAGAGUCAAAGCUCAGUGAAUGCAUUGAAGUCCAUGGAAGCGCACCGGCAGAAAACUAGAGAUUUUAGACACUUGGAUUUGGAAAAGGCAGGGAUAGCAGGAGCCUGGAUGACGAUGACGGUGGUGAAUUUCUCAUCCAGAAGAAAAAAUCUAUUUUUACUUUUAGUCUUUUUUGUUUCUCUGCCUAUGAAUAGGCCUACUUCAGCAGAAACACACGGAUCACCACCAAAAACAUGCAUAGUUUGCAAAGCAGAAUGUGCCAGUCAGUGGAAGAGAGUUUAUAAAACGGGUGAUGACAGGCCAUUAUGGGAGAGACAAGAACACCCUCCACAUUGCUCAAGCGAUUUGAAAUUGAGCUCGAAUGAUUUUAUUUGCCAAUACAACAAUCAGUUCAUUGUGGUGACUGACCAGGAUGACUGGACCUAUAUUUUUGAAGCAACAGGCAAACAUUUGAACACAGUAACUGAACCCUGCCCAGAAUUCCACUCUGAAGCGGAUUCACAAAAAGAUUCAUCUCAACACAAUCACAGCUGCGACUGGACAGUCCGGGUUCUUAUUGUAGCAUCGAUUUUGACCCUUUGGUGGUUGCUGAUCCAGUGAGAGAUGAAACAAUUUCACGUUCAUCCAGUGGUGAUAUCAGAAGAAAGUAGAAGCUUAGGCAUUACAGAUGGUGGUGUGUUUGAUUCAGUUUCAUUAUAUUUCAUCUGUUACAACCUUAACAUGCCACUGAACUUACUAUUGCAGCGUAGUUGGUGUACUUUAUUUGUGGAACUUAACUGAUUUUUUUCAAUAAUUUGUAAUCAUGCACUAAUCUUUCAGCUUUAACUGCUAAGAAAAGUUCUCAUCAGUGUUUGUGUGUAUGGUGUAUUGUAAUUCCUCUUUAACACGUUUGCCCAAAAUGGCUACUUUUAAAUUACAAGUAAUUCAGAAUGAUUCUGCCAGAAUAUUAACAAUAACUAAGAAAACAGAUCAGAUCCUGUAUAACCUCCAGUGGUUACCGGUGUCUUUUAGAAUCAAUUCUAAGUUUCUUUUACUUAUUCAUAAAGCACUAAAUGGACCUUCAUGCAUUACUGACCUUCUUACCUUUUAUACUCCUACUAUUAGUCUGCGAUGUACCAAUUCGAGACUUCUGUGCAUUCCAAAGGUUGAAACAUAUUGUGCUGAGGCAGCUUUUAAACAUUUAAAACAAUUAAACACACUGCCAGGAGACAUUAGACACUCCGCUGAAUCAAUUAACACUUUUAAAAAGCUACUGGAAACACUGACUUUUUAAGUUAAUAGUAUUCUAUUAUAUUUCACUUUAUAUUUUCCUGUUCACUUAUUGUAGCAUUACUGGCUUUUCUAGUAUUACUGGUGUUCUUUUACUGUUACUCACUUAUUACUUACUUCUUUUUAUCUCACCCUUGUAUUGCUACAUCCGUAAAAUACAGUAUUUAUUUCAAAUUGUAAGUAGCUUAUGAUUUUAUAUUUUUUGACCUUUCAAUCCAUUGUAAUUUAUAUAUUCUAUUUAAUUUAGUGUAUUUAUUUGGUUUCCAUUUACUCUUUAUUUUAUUUAGAUUUAUUCUACAGUUCCAUUGACCUGUACCGUUAGUUGCUUCCCCCCUUUUGGUUGUUUUUUUAAUCCCAUAUGUGAAACUCUGAGCAGCAUUCCAUGAAAUAAACCGGCAACCGCUAGAUGGCAGUGUUGUAAUCUGUCCUCAGUCAUUUGACUCUUUCAUUCCAACGUAAAAAAAAUGGUGCCGUUUUUACUGAUAUAGGCAAAUGUUUAUUCCUUUGCUCAAAUUGCAUAAAACGCAGUGCUAUGAUGCUGGAUGUUACCGGGACUGU
Molecule: messenger RNA, 2166 nt
Organism: Paramormyrops kingsleyae
Lineage: Eukaryota; Metazoa; Chordata; Actinopteri; Osteoglossiformes; Mormyridae
Source: RefSeq, a predicted model, not a curated record